Molecule: messenger RNA, 2505 nt
Organism: Python bivittatus (Burmese python)
Lineage: Eukaryota; Metazoa; Chordata; Lepidosauria; Squamata; Pythonidae
Source: RefSeq, a predicted model, not a curated record
CAAUGCUUCACUGACUCAAUGUGGAAAUUAGUGCAAUGCCUCAUUUCCCUAAUGUGCAAAUGAAUGCAAUGCCUAGUUUACCCAGCGUGCAAAUUAGUGCAAUGCUUCACUGACUCAGUGUGGAAAUUAGUGCAAUGCCUUGUUUACCCAAUGCGAAAAUUAGUGCAGUGCCUCGUUUACCCAAUGCGGAAAUGAACACAGUGCCUAUCUACCAAUGUGCAAACUUACACAAUCCCUAGUUGAGUAACCUGCCAAGACUGCUAUGGUUUGAGCACCACAAUAACCACGACAGAGCCAAAUCCAGCAGGUUGUAACCUGCUUGCUUGAUUGCAGAUACUCUCGGGCAUCAUCAGCCGAUCAAGCAAGAUUGGAAUGACGUAGACAAGCUCCCAGGAAAAUGAAAUAAGGAAUAUUUACUGGGGGAAGAUAGGAAACCCCAAGCAAAGACUUCAGCAACUGCAGUGAUGGAGGAACUAACCCUGUUCGUAGAAACAAGGUUCAAACCCUUGUCUGGUUUGUGUUCCUUUCUGGUGUGUGCAACAGAUGGCUUGGCCCCCUCUUUUGAACGGGUUGCUUUGUUUCCAGGCCUCCCUUGUUCUUGCAACGGUCAGAUUAGUUCUUGUGUUUGUACUGACAAAUGGGGGAAGCGACUCUCACAGGAAGCGGCUUGAAAUGGGAGCGUCCUCAGCACAGACGGCUCCGUCAGCCUGAGGAUCACGCAGUUGAUGGAAGGGACUGCAAAACCUCUUGUCUGAGGAGGAUGCACGGACAUCCCCCACAACAAUUUGGGCCGUUACCCAGAUUUGCAUCAGGUCAUCUCCCCUUGCUGCAGACAGUGCGGAUCAGCACAAAAAAUAGGUUCGUUGGGUGCAAAGCUGAGUCUGGGCCUGCUGAAGCAAGGCGUGUGCGUGCGUGGUUGACCUCACUGUAGGCGUAGUUUGUGUUUCGUUGACGGAUUUUCAAACAGUGUCUCCUUCCAGAAUUUGCUGAAAAAAGGAGGUCACACUGAAGUGGACCUACCACAGUUCUGUAAAGGAAGCAACAUGGAAACGGACAAUCUGGUGGUCAUCGUUAGAAAUGAGGACAUUUUUCCACACAUUCAUGAGGUCCCUUCCUUGCUGCGUCUCAAGCACUUCCCCAAUGUGACUUUUGCUGGCGUGGACAGCCCCGAAGACACCCUCGAUCACACCUACCAGGAGCUGUUUCACAGCGGCGGCUUUGUCGUGUCUGAUGACAAAGUGCUUGAGACGAUGACUGUGGGGGAGUUGAAAGACGUGAUCAAAACUCUGGAGAAGCUCAACAGUCACGGGAGGUGGAAAUGGCUCCUUCAUUACAGGGAAUCCAAGAAACUCAUGGAGGAUGCCAGGGGGGAUCCUGCUGCGCACACCAAGGAGUUUGUCCUGAAAUCCUGCCAGGGGACAAAUAUCACCGAAGUCCUCCACUAUCACAAGUGUGACUCCAGAUCUUGCGUGAGAUUUGAGCGCUUCAACUGUUUGUUGAACUUGCAGAUUCAGCACAUCACCAAGAGGUUUGCUGUGUUUCUCACAGAAAACGCCAGCGCCAGCCGAGAAGCCUUGGAGAACAAAGGCAUCCUGGGCCUGGAUGUCAGCGGGUUCCUUGCAACUGCUCAAGAGAUGGUGGCACCGUUUGGACGUGGCUUUUGGUAACCGGGGCAAAUGCCUCCCGAAUCCUCCAACCAGCCGGGGAUCACGAUGCCGAACAAACUCCUCUGUUCGUUCUGGACGUCCCCGGAGACGCUGGACUCUCCUCCCGCUCACUCCAUUGGUGGCCACCCCACGGUGAAGCCACAACAUCUGAGGACAAGGGGACGGUCCCCACUCCACCCCUGCCGGUUUUAUUUAAGGGCUGUGGAGGGGGUCUCUCUUUAUCGAGCCACAGCGUGGCACCCGAGACGGAAAAUGCGUCACGUUCGCAGUUAUCUUGGGUCGGAAAGAAAAGCAUAGGAGUAAUCUGAUCGUGCAGCUCGGUAUAUCAUAGGAAAAUAAUUAAAAAAAAAAAGACUUUACUUGAAGGGUUAAGAAUCGGUUCACGUAAACCCGAUUUUCAGACACGGGACGCGGUUGGAUGUAUUCUGUCAGGGAGUGUGUUGCUCAGGCUUUUGCACAACUCCCGUGUACUUCUGCUUGUCAAGGAUGCAUUGCAACCGUUCUGCUUGUCUCAUGUGGAUUUUGGGGUUUGGGAUUCUUUUGCACACCAAAACAAACAUUGGACGUUACUGUGCAAUGAUCAUUACCUUUAAAGGGUGUUUUUGGGGGGGGGGCGCGGGGGGAAAUGGGGAUGGGAGAAUAGAUACCCGAAUAAUAGCGCUUUGUUCUUUUGUAGAUAGCAUGGUUUGAUUCCGGAGCUAGGUUUCUAUCGAACCGUCUGUUUAUGAUAUUGCAAUAAGGAGAUUCAUUAUGUUGCUGCACUAAUAAAAUUAGGCCUUGUAAGAUACCUUCUCCAUCUUUGGAAAAAAUUCUUUUGUAACUAAUCUUUAUAAAUAAA